CCCGGAGGCGGGCGGACAUGGAGGCUGGCUUCAGUCUGCUGGGCUCCCUGGCCGCGCCGCCGGCAGACAUGGCCGCCGAGACCUCCAUGCUGCUGGCGCCCUUCGGCCCCGCCAAGUUCAGUUACAGCGAAGCAGUCCUCGGGAGUUCUCCACCGCCGGGGACCUUGAGCUUCCUGGGGUCGCCAUCGCCGCAAGGCUCGCCCUCAUGCACGACCUUGAGUGCCAGCGGCCAGCCGGCCAAGAGGAAGCAGCGACGCUACCGGACUACGUUUAGCAAUUUCCAGCUUGAAGAACUUGAAAGAGCAUUCCACAAGACGCAUUACCCAGAUGUAUUUUUUAGAGAAGAAUUGGCUCUGAGGAUUGAUCUCACAGAAGCACGGGUCCAGGUGUGGUUCCAAAACCGCCGUGCAAAGUGGCGCAAACAAGAGAAAAUAGCCGCUAAACACCAACAGAAUCAACAACAUAUCAUUAACCACGGCACGGCAAUGGUCCAGGGAGUUAUUUCAAUACCAGUAUCAGCCAACUCUAGUUUCGGAAUGGAGCAACCACUUUUGUCUCCAAUUCAGUCCUUAUCGUCCGUUACAAGCACCAGUCCGCUCGCAUUAGGUGAUAGCAGCCCCUCACUGGGCGCCUUCAGUCCCACCAUCACGUCAUCUUCUGGAAGCAGUGCCCUACUUAUUGGAAUGGAAUGGGGUAGUUUUUCCCCAUACACUCCACAAGCCCACCACAAGCCUAUGGAUUCCGGAGACAUGGACACCAAUUUAUUGAGGUUGAAGCAAUCGAACAGUCGAGAAUCUUCUCCAACAUUAUUCACAUCAUCAGUUGAAUAAAUAUUUAAAGUUAUGUAACAUUAAGUUUGACUAAUAAUAAACACACAUGUUUAAAUAAA
Messenger RNA from Bacillus rossius redtenbacheri, 889 nucleotides. Its product is annotated as retinal homeobox protein Rx1-like. The transcript has 6 exons. NCBI's taxonomy places the organism in Eukaryota, Metazoa, Arthropoda, Insecta, Phasmatodea, Bacillidae. Gene Ontology annotation, molecular function: DNA-binding transcription factor activity, RNA polymerase II-specific; RNA polymerase II transcription regulatory region sequence-specific DNA binding. The coding region runs from base 18 to 830 and encodes 270 amino acids. The record is from RefSeq and is a predicted model, not a curated record. Gene Ontology annotation, biological process: regulation of transcription by RNA polymerase II.